AUGCAACACAUCUCCCCCUCCUCCCUCGAGACCGACCUCCCCUCCCGCAUCGCCUACCUCUCCUCCUUCCUCAGCCUAACCCCCUCGGACGGCGAAGCCCUCCUGGCCGCCAAACCCCUCAUCGCGCCCCUCAUACCCGCCAUCCUCGACGCCGUCUACUCCAAGCUACUCAGCUACGAUAUCACGGCGCAGGUCUUCGUGCCGAAGAAUACGGAUUAUGAGGGCGAGGUGGUGGGGAGCGUGCAAGAGUUGACGUUGGAGCAUCCGCAGAUUGCGUUGAGAAAGGAUUUCUUAAAGAACUACCUCGUCCGCCUCGUCUCAACCCCCGACCUGACCCCCACCUCGCCCCUCUGGUCCUACCUAAACAACGUCGGCAUAAUGCACACGGGGCUCCCGGGCUUCAAGCACCGCGAACACAAGCCCGAGCUGCGCGUCGAGUACAUACACAUGGGCGCGCUGCUGGGCUACGUCGAGGAUAUCGUGGUAGGCGCCGUCAUGGAGAUGGAGGGCGUGGAUGCGGUGGUGAAAAUGAAGGUCAUGCGCGCGUUUAACAAGGUGCUGUGGAUCCAGAACGAUCUGUUUGCGAGGCAUUAUAUUGGGGCCGAGGGCGUGGGCAUGAGUUCUGGGAAGGCGGUUGGGGGAGGGGAGGGGUUGAGUGGGGUUGCGAAAUGCCCGUUUUCUGGUUGA
This is a messenger RNA of Lachnellula hyalina, 687 nucleotides long. RefSeq lists its product as uncharacterized. Gene Ontology annotation, molecular function: oxygen binding; heme binding. The record is from RefSeq and is a predicted model, not a curated record. Bases 1 to 687 code for a protein of 228 amino acids. The transcript is spliced from 2 exons. NCBI's taxonomy places the organism in Eukaryota, Fungi, Ascomycota, Leotiomycetes, Helotiales, Lachnaceae.